AUGGCACGCCGAGGAUCGGGGUCUGAACCUCCCGGAUGUGCUGAUUCUUUCUCGAGCUCCCUCAAGGUUCGCAGAAGAUCUUCUUCUUCGCAGACCUUGCCUGAAUCCCAGCGAGGUACGCAGAGGCUAUCAUUCAAGACUGCUCUUCGGCUCAUUAUUCCCAACGGAUCCUCAGACACACCUGGUGACAGCUGGGAUGGCUCUAGCACACCUAAGCCAGCGUUUGAAUGUGAAUACUUUGGAAAGCAGGCGCCAAAUAUAUCAACAUCACACAUCGCACCCCAGUCGACGCCCAGCUCCAUGGCCACCGGACGAAUCGCAAACGAAUCACCAUUAACAACACGACGAAGAUCCAUUUUUGAUCCCCCACGGUCUCCCAAGGACGGAUUCGAAUAG
Colletotrichum truncatum is the source of this 396-nucleotide messenger RNA. RefSeq lists its product as uncharacterized. NCBI's taxonomy places the organism in Eukaryota, Fungi, Ascomycota, Sordariomycetes, Glomerellales, Glomerellaceae. The record is from RefSeq and is a predicted model, not a curated record.